UUUGUGAAUGUGUCCUUCAAAGUUCAAUAUUUUACAUGCAGUUUUGGUGCAAAGUGUAUCGUGUAAUCAGUUAUUGUGCAUGUGACGAUAUGAAGAACUGACGAGCAUUGCUGUUAAAUAUUGGCAGGUUUUUGUGUGAUUCGCAGGUCUGGCCACCGCCAGGGCAGAGGUGACAUUGACUUUCCACCACUCGUUAAGCACUACCAUGUCUAAGAUCAAGGGAUUCCUGAGAAGAAAUGUUGUCUGGUUGACAUUCAUUCCCCUGAUAAUAGGCAUACACUACACCUGGUACCGUAUACAGCUGAAUGAAACUCUUGUGCCAAGAGACGUGAAGAAAGCUACAAUAUUUGGCCAUCCUGUUGUACCAGAAAUUUCUGAUGACCAGUCAUCUCCAAGUAAAAAGUAGAGCACUUCAAAAGAUUGAGACAUUCACAGUUCAGCUGCAGCCAGUAAGAUGAUUCGGGAAGGGAUAUUAAAUGCAACCCUUUGGGCAUUAAGGAAUAAGUUUGCUUCCAUAAGUUUGGUUGUUGCUGUCACCUACAUUGCAUCAUUUCCAUAUUUUGCUCAGGCAGAGAUUUCAACGUCUGAAAGUCGAGCUAAUUUCAGGAGAGAGAAAGAGGAGAAAGCAGCCAAACAAACACCUCAAGGAUGAGACAAAAAGGAAGACAUGUCAGUGGAUAAAGUCAGGGUGGAUGUUAAGAAGGAGGCUGAGUUUCAGCGUGACUUCAUAGACUCUCCUGACCUCCAGGCCUGUAUCAGAGUUCUCCGAGAUAUCGUCAAGUCUUCAUAUGGCCCUCAAGGUCGUCUGAAGUCAGUACAGAAUUGCUGUGGAGGUCAUCUGACAGUGACAUCCUCAUCGCGCAGGCUUUUUGGAGCUCUGUCUGUUUCCAGGCCCGUCCUUCAGCUGGUUGUCGGAUCAGUUCAAGGUCAUAUGAGGGCGUUUGGUGAUGGGGGGUUGUUUGCUGCGCUCCUCUCUCUCAAUCUGAUUGAAAAUUCAUUCUGCCUUUCUGUCCAGCGACAUGUUACUGUGGACCUGUUUGAUUGUUUCCUUACGCUAGCCGUCGACUAUUUGAAAUCCCCAGAUUGUAGGUGUAAGCAAGCUCUGAAUUACCCCAACUUGGAUUUUCUGCUAAAACUGACACACAGUGUGGUAGGGUCAAAACCGCUGUGCAAUUUAUACGGCCUCAAACUUGACUACAUUAGCAGAAUUUUAGUGGAAGCUUUUCUUCAGUCCCUCCCUGAAUCAAAAGUGCACCGCUGUCGACCAGAAACUAUUCAUUUCUUGACAGAGACUGGGUAUUCUGUCACUGAGUCUAAAGUAUUUGCAGGAGUCCUGCUUGAUACUUGUGGAAGGGAUAUUUCCAUUGUGCAGAAUUUGAACUGUCAAAGUGUUUGGUCUGAUAGUCAUCGUACAGUACCUGUUGUUGUUGUAAACAUUUCGCUUUCUGGUGACCUCGAAGACUUUGUUGAAGCAGACUGCUAUGAAGUGAACUGUGAUAUAAAUGUGGACAAUGUAGCUAUACAGAGGUUACAGUGUUUUGCUGAGGCACUACUCAGCAGUGGCACAAAAGCUGUGUUCUGCCAAAAAGUUGUGCAUCCAGACAUCAAGAUAUAUUUGAAAAGACGGGGCAUCCUUGUGAUUGACAGAUUAGGUGGAGCUGUGUGUAAAACCAUUCAGCAGUUGACAGGAGCCCCAGUUGUCAGUUGUAUUUCUCCAUCUGUGGUUCGAAACUGUGUGGGUUCUCUAGCUAGUAUUACAGUGGAAGUUUUUCAUGGCAAGAGUUACCUCCUCCUGACCUCACUCUUUUCCAAGGAUGUGAGUGUUGUUUUGUGUAACAGUGGAGAAGAGAGGGUGGAGGAACUAAAGGUGGUGAGUGAAGCCGCCGUGCAGUGUCUGUAUCGUCAUCUCCAGCAGCCUGAGGUGUUGUCAGGGGGAGGGUGCUGGCAAACACACCUGAGCGGACACAUUCGUCAACAGGUGGAAAACAAAGUAGUGAUCCUGACGAGAAAAUUUCAUGUUACCAAGUCGACACUGUUGACUGUUUCAGAGGCUUUUUGUCAAAGCCUGGAACAGUGUGCUAUGGCUCUGAGUAAGGAUGGAGAGUGUCACAUGACUGAUACAGCCAAUCAGCAUUUGUGGGUGGCCCCAAGUGCAUGUUGGGACAGCAAAAAGGAAAACAAACUUUUUAGGAAAUGUUCCUGUGGAGAAUUCUCCCGAGGGGAGACAACUAAGCUGAUAGCUCUUACCAGUGUUUCUGGUCAACCACAUACAGGAACAUAUCUUCCUGUGAAUAACAAGACAAGUGUUACAAAGACAGACUUGUUGACUGGAGCCACGGUGAUAGAUAGCUUUCCAGUACAAUUAAAUGCCCUUAAGACAGCUGUGCUAACAGCCAGUGCGGUGUUAGGCAUAAACCAGUAUGUCAGAGAUACAAAUUAAGACUGCAGAUAUCUGGUCCACUGAAUGUAAUGGUCCAGAAUGUAAUUCAGUGAAAAUACAAGUGUUUUGACUAGAUCACUAUACAACAUCAGGGGUCAGUGUAGAUCAUGGAGUGUAAGAUGGGAAUUAAUUGUAAACACAGAUCAGACGAGGCAUGAUGUGAAAUUCUUUAGAAUCUGAUCUACAGUUAUAAAUGUGAGUUUAAUCUGCCUGAUUAUCCUGUGUCUGUCUCAGAAUAUAUUAUUUCAAAAGAAUACAUGCUUA
Liolophura sinensis is the source of this 2704-nucleotide messenger RNA. RefSeq names its product molecular chaperone MKKS-like. The transcript has 7 exons. Gene Ontology annotation, cellular component: cytoplasm; kinociliary basal body; nucleus. Gene Ontology annotation, biological process: protein folding; developmental process; intracellular transport. The coding region runs from base 668 to 2440 and encodes 590 amino acids. The record is from RefSeq and is a predicted model, not a curated record. Gene Ontology annotation, molecular function: ATP binding. Lineage: Eukaryota; Metazoa; Mollusca; Polyplacophora; Chitonida; Chitonidae.